Molecule: messenger RNA, 2091 nt
Organism: Leptopilina heterotoma
Lineage: Eukaryota; Metazoa; Arthropoda; Insecta; Hymenoptera; Figitidae
Product: alanine--glyoxylate aminotransferase 2, mitochondrial
Exons: 8
Coding region: 429-1943 (504 amino acids)
Biological process (GO): glyoxylate catabolic process
Cellular component (GO): mitochondrion
Molecular function (GO): L-alanine:glyoxylate transaminase activity; pyridoxal phosphate binding
Source: RefSeq, a predicted model, not a curated record
GUGUCAACGAUUAAAUUGAUCGAAUUCGAAAAAUAGUUCAUAAAAUUUCCUAAUUGUGCAAAUUAUAAAUCAAAUCUUUUUUUGCAGUCGCCUACAGAGUAAUAAUUUUAUAUCACAGUCGUUAUAGUGGUUGCCUACGUGCAAAGCUUGGAAGGAGUGUGGGCAAGAAUUUUUUACUUUCAAAUUAAAGCCGCUUUCUGUAUAUUACAAAUAGUUCGUAAAGCGCAUUUAUACUAGACGGUCAACUCGAAAGUCAAUAAUUUUUUUUUGUCGACUAAUUUCUAAUUUCGCUGUUAAUCAAUUAAAAUCAGGAGAGAAUCUUUCAAUUUUAAUUGUGAAUUGUGGAUUUUUUUUUAGUAAACUUUUAAAUAAUUUAAGUCAAAUGUAAAAAUUAAAAUAAAAGUUCGACUUAGAGAAAAUUAGUUAAAAUGCCUCUUCUCAAAAAUGCUGUAAACCGUUGGAGUAAAGUUUGCAAAUUUAGCAUAUCUACUUUGCCUGAGAUACCAGAAUGUAAACAUGUCCCUUCAGCUUAUCAUGGUCCCGAUUAUAAUUCGCUAUUGAAGGCUCAAAAUUUCAACGUGUCUCCAAGUUUGAAACCUUUUUACAGAAAACCAUUACUACUUCACGAAGGAAAAGCACAAUGGCUUUGGAAUCACGAAGGAAAACGAUUUCUCGAUAUGUUCGCAGGAAUCGCUACCGUUUCGGUCGGACAUUCACACCCAAUAAUUAUGGCAGCAGCGAAAGAACAAUUAUCCAAACUUGGAUACACGCCGACAAUCUACAUGCAACCACGUGUUCUCGAGUACGUUGAAAAAUUAACGAAUAAAUUACCUGGAGAUUUAAAGGUCGUCUAUCUGGUGAAUUCGGGUUCAGAAGCCACGGAAUUGGCUUUCUUGAUGUCAAGGGUAUAUACCGGAAAUCAUGACAUAAUUUCCCUGAAAAAUUCUUAUCACGGAGGAACGUACGCUGCCUCAACUGCCACUGCAAUGUCAUACUUCAGACAUUCCAUUCCUCGACCUCCAGGACACAUUCACGUAAUGAAUCCCGAUGUUUAUUUAGGACCCUGGGGAGGCUCUAAAUGUCGAGACACUCCAAUUUCACAAAUAAGGAGAAAAUGCCAUUGUUGCGAAAAUGAAUGUACAGCAUCUGAAAAAUACUAUUCGGAAUUUUUAGAUACUUUCAAAUUUUCUUUGCCGAAAGACGGAAAUCUUGCCGCAUUUAUUGCUGAAAGCAUUCAGGGAAUCGGUGGAGUUGUGCAGUUUCCGAAAAAUUAUUUAAAUAAAGUUGUGAACAAAGUUCAGAAAACUAGAGGUCUCUAUAUCGCCGACGAAGUACAGACUGGUUUUGGAAGAACUGGAGAACAUUUUUGGGGAUUUGAAGCUCAGGAUGUGCAACCGGAUAUUGUCACAAUGGCAAAAGGUAUCGGUAAUGGAUUUCCAUUGGGAGCUGUUGUUACCACACCAGAAAUUGCGAAUGCCUUGAAUAAAGCUUCUCAUUUUAAUACUUUCGGUGGAAGUCCACUGUCUUGUGCUGUGGGCUCUGCAGUUCUUGACGUCAUAGAAGAAGAGAAACUGCAGGAAAAUUCUUUAGAGGUGGGAACACAUUUGCUUCAUAGACUGAGUACAUUAAUGUUUGAAUUUCCAAACAUUAUUGGCGAUGUUCGAGGGAAAGGCCUGAUGAUUGGAGUGGAACUUGUUAAUAAUUCUGAGACUAAAGAAUCUCUGGAAGCAGAAUAUAUGGCAGAUAUUUUUGAGGAUAUGAAAGACAUGGGAGUCCUUGUCGGCAAAGGAGGUGUUAACGGAAAUGUAUUGAGACUAAAACCACCAAUGUGCGUAACGAAACAGGAUGCAGAUUUUACUGUAGAGGUAUUGAAAACUGCUAUUCAAAGACAUCAAGAUAAAAUCUUGAUAGACAAGGAAUCUGUUUUUAUGAAUUCUAAUUGAACGGCUAUUUUUAUAUUCAUAAGAAAUAAAGCUUCUUAUGAGGAAGCAAAAAUCAAUUCAAUGAAAACGAGGUGUUAUUAUAUAACUAAACUGCCAUUUUUAAAACGAUUUCUUCUCAUACUAAAUGAAUUUAAAAGUGAAAAUUACA